AUGGCAAUGGAUGUAGACGACUUGCCGCCGGCGACUAAUUCCACACCUAGUCUCACCGAGGAUUUGCGUCAUGACACACCAAGAUUCGCCGAUCUUAGCGCACACUUUCUCCAUCCCCUUUUGACCCAAGCUAUCACUGACGACCUCAGAUUCCAGCACAUGAUGCCCGUACAGGCCGCUACCCUGUGGGAGCUCUUACCCCCAAACCGAAGGGACUGUCUUGUCCAAGCAAAAACCGGCACUGGCAAAACGGUUGCAUUCUUAUUACCAGCUCUUCAGACAAUGGUUUCCCAGAAAUCUCCUGCAAGUUCGACCGUCUCCUUACUUGUUGUCUCCCCAACCCGGGAGCUAGCAUUACAAAUUGCCCAGGAAGCUACCCGUUUGCUCCAGAGGUUACCCAACUACCGCGUAUGUACUGCCAUUGGCGGGACGAAUAGAGACAAAGAAAAGAUACAAAUUUUGAAUGGAUGUGAUGUUCUGGUCGCCACCCCUGGAAGACUCGUCGACCACAUGUCUAAUGAGCACAUCUCGAAUGCUUUUGGACAAUUAGAUACCCUUGUUCUUGAUGAAGCUGAUACUUUGCUUGACAUGGGCUUCAUGCCAACUUUGAGAGAGAUUGUCCGAAACCUUCCGUCCAAGGAGAGGGCACCCAGACAAAGCAUGCUUUUCUCUGCCACCGUUAUGCCUCAUGUUAGUCAAGUAGCCGGCCUCGUUUUAUCCCCAGGAUACAAGUCCAUCUCUACCAUCCCCACCGGUGCAACUAAUACACACGAGCAUGUGGCCCAGAUGCUCAUUAAAGUUCCUACAUUCGCAUCCGUCUUAGCAGGUAUGGUAAGUUCCGUGGUAGACGAAGCUACAAAGCAUGAAAACUACAAAGCUAUCGUCUUUGCUCCAACGGCUGCGCUAGCCGGAUUUUAUGGGCACAUUCUAUCCAUGGUGCCCGGUCUGCCCCAGAUCUCUUCUCUUCAGAGUCGAAUGAGACAAAACAAGCGGACAAGGAUCAGCAAUAAAUUCCGCAUCGCUAGCUCGGCAAUUUUAGUGGCCACUGACCUCGUCGCUCGAGGAAUGGAUUUCCCCGGAGUUACUACCGUAUUUCAGAUUGGUAUCCCCUUGGACAAACAAAGUUAUGUUCAUCGUCUAGGCCGCACCGGGCGUGCAAACGCUGAAGGGCGUGGCAUUUUCCUCAUUUGUGAGGCUGAGUCGUUCUUUCCCAACUCGGCGUUGAACCAGACAAGGUUUAUUCCACACGAGGCGAGCAUGGCAUCUGGUGAGGAAGUUCAUCACAUUGCUGAAAGGAUGGAUGAGAAGGAAAAGAUCCGGAUAUAUAAGUCUUGGUUGGCAUACUAUAGACUGCAUCUCAGAGGACUCGGAUGGGGCAAGGAGGAGCUCGUUAGCGAGGCUAACAGGUAUGCGGCUGAUGGGCUGGGGUCUCGUGAGACCCCGCCUAUUCCGCAAAGUAUUGUUCAAAACUUGGGGCUUACCGGCACCAAGGGUCUAAAUGUUGUUCCAGACAAAUACCCAAGUUGA
Messenger RNA from Pochonia chlamydosporia 170, 1527 nucleotides. RefSeq names its product ATP-dependent RNA helicase. Gene Ontology annotation, cellular component: mitochondrion. The coding region runs from base 1 to 1527 and encodes 508 amino acids. The record is from RefSeq and is a predicted model, not a curated record. Gene Ontology annotation, molecular function: ATP binding; nucleic acid binding. The transcript has a single exon. NCBI's taxonomy places the organism in Eukaryota, Fungi, Ascomycota, Sordariomycetes, Hypocreales, Clavicipitaceae.